AUGGCGUCCCACGGCGUCUCCGACGUCGUCGACGCGGCCUGGUUCAAGGCCCACGUCGCGGGCAAGGUCGACGACGCCGUCUUCGCGGACGUGCUCCCGGGGACGCCGAGCGCCGACGAGCUCCGGGCCGCGAGCGCGAAGAAGGACGCGCUCUUCUGCGAGCACGUGUCGAAGACGGGCGCGACGAUCGUCGAGGGCCUCGACGGCUUCCUCGGCCGGUGCCGGGCCGAGGGCGUCACCUGCGUCGCCGUGUCCAACGCCCAGCGCGGCGGCUGCGAGGCCGUCCUCGGGCAGAUCGCGCGCGAGUUCCCCGAAAACGGCGCCGCGAUCUCCGACCUUUUCGUGGGCGCCGAGUGCGCGCGCGCCAAGCCCUUCCCGGACCCCUACCUCGAGGCCAUGGCGCGCCUCGGCGUCGAACCGAAAACCUGCGUCGUCUUCGAGGACUCGGGCACGGGCAUCAAGGCCGGCGUCGCCGCGGGCGUCGCCGUCGUCGGGCUGACGACGUCCAUGACCGCCGAGGCCAUGCGCAGCGCCGGCGCGACGGCGACGGUCGCCGACUGGACCGAGGUCACGCCCGACUUCCUCCGCGGGCUCGUCGCGCAGCAGGCUGCCGGGCCGUCCUGCCCGCUGCUGUAA
Aureococcus anophagefferens is the source of this 636-nucleotide messenger RNA. It is a transcript of the gene HAD, whose product is annotated as putative haloacid dehalogenase-like hydrolase. The transcript has a single exon. The coding region runs from base 1 to 636 and encodes 211 amino acids. NCBI's taxonomy places the organism in Eukaryota, Pelagophyceae, Pelagomonadales, Pelagomonadaceae. The record is from RefSeq and is a predicted model, not a curated record.